GGGGGGGGGGGGGGGGGGGGGAGAUGCGCUAAUCCACGGACGAGCUGUGACGAGCUUGACCGCGAGUCCGCGACGCGUGGGCUCGGGGGUGAGACAUGGCUUCCCCGGCGCCGCCGCCCACCGCCCGGCUCCGGCCUUCUCAGGCCGCCAGCAGUGCCUCCUCCUCCUCCUUCCCUACAUCCAUCUGCGGCCUUGGCUCGCUCGGCGACGCCUCUAGGGUUUCCUCCGUCUCCUUCCGGCGGCGUCCACCAGCAUCGCCUCUCGUCCGGUGCUCCCAAGACCCUGGCAAGAUUGAAGUGUUUAAUACUGAAGGAACCGAGCAGUCACAAGGAGGCUCCACUGGUUCGAUAAAUCAUGGCAAAUACUCAACAAGGAGUUUCUCCUCUAAAGACUUGCUUGAAAGACUAAAGAGGUAUGGUGCUGCUGGUGUUUUGUCAUAUGGACUACUAAAUACCGUCUAUUAUGUCACGACAUUUUUAUUAGUUUGGUUUAUUUUUUCUCCUGCUCCUGGUAAGAUGGGUUAUGCUGCGGCAGUAGAGAGAUUCCUCAAGUUGAUGGCAAUGGUAUGGGCUGGCAGUCAAGUUACUAAAAUUUUUCGAGCAGGAGGGGCACUUGCAUUGGCUCCUUUUGUUGAUAGAGGGCUAAGAUGGUUCACAGUCAGGUUCAACUUCAAAUCAGAAGGAAAGGCAUUUGCUACAAUUGUUGGGUUCUGUUUUGCACUUGCUGCUCUACUGUUCUUUGGAUUAACAAUACUUUGGGCGUAAUACACCUGUCGCUGCUGAAGAAUCACAUAGAAGACCAAGAACACUGGUGAAAUAAAAAGAUUGGGUUCCUCCUCACAUUGCGGAAGUGAACCUUUAUGCAAUCAGUAAUGUGGCUUCCACUUUACUAUUAAUUGGCUUAGCUCUUCAAAACUAUGGUUCUCUCGGUACCAUGUGUUUGUUUUUGAAAACAGGUUUCCAUGUAUUCUUGUAUGAGUAGCUAUUCUCAAUUCUCAUUUACAUAAUUCACCUGCAAGUCUGCAACCUGGUGCUUCAUUCGUUAAUCGUUCAUAAUCUGGAACAUCUUCAGUGUACAACUGUACAUAUUCCUGUAACAUGAUCCUUGGGGAGUUGUGUGUGUUUUCAUGUUCCUUGGUGCGUGCAGACAUUGUAAAACAAAGAAAGUUUGUUCUGGAAUCUUGACAAAGAAAACCUUUUGAAUCAA
Molecule: messenger RNA, 1206 nt
Organism: Oryza sativa Japonica Group (Japanese rice)
Lineage: Eukaryota; Viridiplantae; Streptophyta; Magnoliopsida; Poales; Poaceae
Source: RefSeq, a predicted model, not a curated record